GGCGGCUGCUGGCGGGGCGGGUCGCGCUGGUSCCCGGCCGGCCGGAGCUGCGGCGGCGGCGGCGCGGGCCAGCAUGAGGGAGCCGCUCGUGAUGGGUCCGGCCACCAUGAUGGUUUCAGUGGUUGAGCUUUGAAGCCAGUGCAUCAUGUACAGCGUGGAAGAUCUUCUGAUUUCUCAUGGAUACAAACCGUCAAGAGAACCAUGUGAAGAUAACCCUGAAGGGCACCAGCGAGCAAGGACAAGGACCAGAGGUGCCCGUGGCCUGAUGAAUGGGUAUGAGGAUGGCCCUGUAGCCUUUGAACACAGUAAAUCAUCCCCAGGGACAGGACAUGUGAGUGACUCUGAAAGCCGCCGCGGCACUCCGAGGGGCCACGGGGAGCGCCCAAGCACUUCUGCUUCUAGAGCUGCUGAGGCCGGGUUUUAUAAUCGACCCACCUUAGCAUGGUCCUCUCAGCCCCAGAUCGGUAACAACCAGGCCUAUUGGAGAAGAGGAGGACAGGAGGUCAGUAGCUUGCUGAGUCCAAGAGACCGGCAAGACCUGGAGGUCAGAGGAAUGGCCCAAGCCCACAGUAUGCCCAUCCACGUAAGGGAGGGUUCAUGGGAAGUCGGAGGAAGGACAGAGGACGUGAUGAAGAAGGCAGUUUGGGAAGAAGAGUUGAGGAUGUCGGGUUCUGCCAAGUGGCAGAAYGUAAGCCUGGAAAGCUGGAACCAGCCAAGGAAGUUAGGGAAGCAGAUGUCUGAUGGUGAUGGGGAGAAAUUGUUUCAAGAGCUGUACCCAUUCAUUCAAGGUGAACAUGUGUUGACUUCUCAGAACAAAAAGAAAUCCCGGUCAUUGCCUCGAGGUCUUUCCCCUGAAAGCCUGAGCUGCAUGGAAAUUCCCAUUCCAGUAAGUGAUGGACACGUACCAGAUGUUCCUUUGAUAUCACCGUAUGCUCCAAAUUUGGAGUCCACAAGGAACCCUGAGAAGGGUGGCUCCCUGACCCCUUUUUCACGGCCUAAAUUUGGGAGACCCCUCAAGCCUCCAUUGUAUGGCUCACACCAACAGACCAGAGGAGAGAACAGCGACUUUCAGGGCAGCCAGCAAACGGACCCCCACRGUUCCUACCUGACCAAAACUAAUGACUCUAGGCAUGAGCUCAGCAUGUCAGACUCUGGCUUGGAGCCUCCAGUUUAUGUGCCUCCGCCUUCAUACAGGUCGCCCCCCCAGCAUAUCCCAAACCCCUACUUGGAAGAUACAGCACCCAGACACGUGAAUAGUGAACACAGUCAACCGCAACAUCUUACUGAGAAGCCUGGGGCCAGUUGUCCACGUCCUUCUGGUGUUGUUGGAACAGGGAAUGAGUACAGCAUGAGCCCUGGCUCUCCUCGAGGGCUCCCUCAAUUCUCCAGUCCUGUCACUGCCCAUGAAAGCUCUGUUCAGUACAUCCCCUUUGAUGAUCCACGGAUACGACAUAUUAAACUAGCUAAACCUAUGGGUUUCUGUGAAGAAAUGAAGCUUGAUGAUAGACCAUAUCACUCUGGUCCCAUUACUGCCCAAGAGCCAGCUCAUGGGAAAAUGAAAUGCGAUGGUGCCCUUGUGAAUGCACAGGGCCCAAUACCCCUGUCRGAGAAGGAGAGGAGCCUGGCCUUUGCUGAUCCCAGCCCCCGGUGGCUGUGGGGCCAGCACCCUGGGAAUGGGGAAGAUGGAAACUUCUCUGACCAGAGAGAUCCCUGCAUUGUAAGAGAACAGUGGACUGGCAUAAGAGGAGGCCAGCAUGGACGUGAGGAAGGCCAGGUUUCCUCCCCAGACCCACAGAGUGAAAGUACCUGGGAAGUCCAAACCAAGCUCAGAAAGUUUGAAACUGGGAUUCAGACCAAGAAAACUUCAAAGAAAAAAAUGAACGAGACCAUAUUUUGUUUGGUUUCCAUCCCAGUUAAAUCAGAAUCACAUCUGCCAGAUAUAGAUACGAACAACAAUGACUUAAAACAGACUGCUGAUAAAAAGCACAGGGUUGAUAAGAGCACAGCUCUGCAGGAACAAAGUCUGUUGAGCACGUCUUCCACUGACCUGGAGCUGCAAGCUCUCACAGGAAGCAUGGUCGGGAGAACAGAGUUCACGAAACUCGAUCUGGGGGAACUAGAAGAAGACAAACAAACACAUGACCUCAGAUUUAUCCACCUUGCAAAACACAGAGAGUUCAAGUAUUCUAGSCCAUGGCCAGGGCAUCAAUACAAAGAUCAGCAAACUCAAACCAACUUCUCUGAAGAAUCCCAAAGAUCCCAGCUCCUUCCUGAUGAAAACAUGGGAGGGAUGAGCAACACAGCACCAGCCCCCAAAUCCAUAGAACCCCCCGCCUCCAGAGCUCUCUUGCACACAGCAUUAGUGUCUGGUGACCAAAACCAGAAGCCAGAUGCUCAUAGCCUAAAAGGUCAAAUGUCCCUCAGCCCAUCUAGCAACAGUGCUUUCUCAAGGACUUCCUCAUCUGUAAAUCAGGCACUUGUGCCAAAAGUGGGCCAGAGUCAGCCUUGUGUGGUUGUCCAAGAACAUGAAGCCCACCCCGCGCCUAAGCCUGAGGUGGUGAAGGGGGAACCCAUGGCGGGCCCCUGCAACAGUAAACAGCCAUUUGGUCAGUUUCUCUUGAAACCAGUUAGUCGUCGACCCUGGGAUCUGAUCAGUCAGUUAGAAAGUUUCAACAAGGAGCUUCAAGAAGGGGAAGAAAGCUACAACAGCAGCCUUGAGGAAAGUGAGACUGAACAGCAGCAGGAAGACUACGCUGACUCUGGACCAAGGAACCAGGGCUUCCAUGAAAACAAGGAGCAGCAGCCCAGGGUGUUGGUGCCAGAGGAUCCAGGGUUUCAUUUGGGAAGAAUUAUAAGUAGAUUUGAGAGCUGGAGCGAGGAACCAAAUCCUGGCCACCCCUGUGCCCGUCCUCAAUUCCCAGGCCCCCUGCAGGCAGAAGACAGCAGAAAUGGCCCUUUCCAGUUGGCAGAUGGAGGCCUACUUACAGACAAGCAACACCAAAAGGUUGUAAAUGGAAUGAAUGAGCAGCUAAUCAGCUCAGGUCCUGUGAAAAGAAUGAUGUCUUCAAGACCAAGUGACACAAAACCAGCACCUCUGUCCUAUCUGGCUGAAUCUAAAGAGCCACCAGAAAGUCUGAAACUCACCAAUGCUCUAAGUUCUGUGCAGCUGAACAAAGGGGUCUCUCCGAAGAAUGAUGGUAAAGAGAAGGACACAGUAGUCCCACUGUCCCUUACUGUCAAAAAUCGAGGCCUCUCAGCACCAGACUUACGGUCUGUGGGGCUCACAAUGGGGCAAGAGCAGAAUGUCAGUAAGUUAGACGGAUCUUUGGGCAAAGGAAGAGCAAUAGAAAUCCCCCAAGAGGAGUCCCUGCAGGAGAGGGCAGAAAGGAUUCUGGGCAUUGAGGUGGCUGUGGAGUCCCUCCUGCGGGGCACCAGAACAGGACAGAAUGAACCACCCAAGUCUGAUACAAGUGCCUGCAGCCCAGAAUCCUCCAAGGAAAAGUCACUACCCAGCUCAGUGCCAUCAGAUGCACCCCUGGUUACCACUGAUGCCUUCUAUGGCAGGAGAAAGUGUGGCUGGACGGAAAGCCCCCUCUUUGUAGGGGAAAGGGCUCCCCAGACUUGUGAGCCCUUGAAUGUGGAUGGGGUCCUUACCAGCCAACCCACCAGUCCUGAGCCUCAGCCCAACCACUUGGAGUCCAAGUCCUUGGAGCCAAAGGAUGUGGGGGCAAAACCACCCUUCAGGUCCACUUUGUUCCAUUUUAUAGAAAGGACCCCAAAUGUGGCAGGCUCAGAAAAGAGGCUCAGAAACCCUUCCAAAGCAAUUGAAAGUUUACAAGAAAAACUGGCAUCCCCCCAGAGGAGGGCGGACCCUGACCGCUUGAUAAGAAUGAAAGAGGUGAGUUCUGUGUCUCGGAUGAGGUGCCUGAGCUUCAAGAACAUAGACUCUGCAGGGGAGGCGGAGGAACUGAAUGUCCCCGGGAGCCAGGCCUCGCAGCCAGGAGGACCUGAGUCCCUGAGCAGUGGGGACCGAUCAUGGAGAGCUGGGCACCUGCCCUCUGUCUCCAAGGAUGUCAUCUCUCAGGAAGAAAAUGGGCAUCUGGCAGGUCAGAGGGAGCGGAAGAACAUGGAUCAAGGCUUCUGGUGCCCAGAUUCCUAUGACCCAAGCAGAGUGGAGAGGGUGUGAUGAAUUUCUAGUGAAGCCUGGGACCACCUUAGUUUGCUGGUUGAUUAUUCCCUGAUUGAGUCCAUCCACCCAUCUUGCCCAAGCAGAAGCUAGCAGCUCUGGUCUUUAGUGUACUGAUUUCUCCUUCACCACUGUCAGUAGGAAAUCUGUCAUUCAUACAGAAUUGCUGUGAAUAUAAAGCAAUAGUCUGUUGAAACCAUCUGUWUUUAUAAYAUGAAGAUUUAAUGCCUACAUGUAGAAAAGAGUUUUCACAUGCAAUCUCCUUCCUGAUGAAUUUGGCUAAGCUGAUAAAUAGUCUGGUGUUAAUUUGGUUCCAUGUGAAAAUGUAGACAUGGAAGAUAUAAUGAAUGAUUUUGAAAGGACCAUGAAUGUCAUUUCCCCUCUGAAUCUCCUCAGCCUGCAGUCCACACUCAUGCUAAGGGGUUUGGGGUAUAGGCUUUUGCCCAGUGUUUGGGCGCUUCCAGUAGCAGGCAAAUGUGAAUGAAUAUAUAUGAUCCAUUUCUAAUCAAUUUGGUCUUCUGCUGCUGGAAGUAACUUUACUUGUAAGUAACUUGCCAUCAGAGGAUAAAAGCAAUAUCUUUAAAGUUUCUAAAAGAGAACAUUUGUACUGUAAUAUACUAAGAGCAUUAUUUAUCUGGCAAUGAAAUACUUUCGUUGUUUGCAAACAUGCCAUGGUCUGCUUUGCACUCAGUAUUAUCUAUUUUUAUUUUAGGUAUGGAUGUUUAGAAAUUCUUUAUAUGAAAAAUAAUUGCUGGUUUAAAAUAGAAAAUUUUAACAAAGUAACUAUAUUUCUUUUUACAAAAUUGCUAUUUUUCUAUGAUGUAAACAGUUGUUAGGCAGCAGAUUUUUAAGGAAGUAUUAUUUUAUUUAAGAGUCUAUCCCUUUGUGUGAGAGGAACCCAGAGAGGGUCUGCUCUUGCUUUAAAACAUAUGUCCCUGACCCAUUCUUAUCUAUUGCUACUGUUUUAUUUUAGGAAAUGUCAAUAUAAACAUAUCACAGGGUUAAUAAACUUUCACAAAAUUUUCUUUUGCAAAUGUAGCUAUAAGGUUAUAUUUGAAAAUAUCCCUCUACUUCAAACCAGCCUACAUCUUUGCAACAAUUUUUACUGCCAUAUCAAUUAAAAUUACCAAAAAAACAUAUUUCAUCUUUUUAUGUCUAUGGGGAUCUGCCCUGAUGCCAUACCUUCCUCCUCUUCCCCUCCCGUCUCUUUAAAGAAAUGUGUAUUUUUAUUUAGAAUGAUUCUGAAUUAGCCUCACAUAUUUUUAAAAAGUGCUUAGAGAUAUUACAAAAGAAUUAUAAGGCCUAUGUAUUCUACUGUGUUUAAUAUUGCAUUAACCUGCACAAAAUAUAUGCAUUUUAUGCAUUUUUUCCUUCUCAAUGAGGUAUUCUUGUUAGCUAAUAUUUUCUAUAUGGUUUCAUAUCUUUUCCCUUCUUUCCUUUUUCCCCUUCUCCCCUUAUUUCCCCUUUUAUGGUUUUUCUUUCUCUCUCUAUUAUUUUUUGUUGUUGUUGAGAAACCACCUCAUCUAUUUUUAGACAUUUCAAAUUCCUGAAAUGUGAACCAUUGGCUGGUCUGUCUAUUGACCCUAAAGUGAUGGACUGGGUUUUGUGGCCUGCUUGUAUCUGUACCAUAUGAUAUUAUUUCAUAAGAACCUCAUGUAUUUGGACCAUAGCAGGCAAAACAGAAUCUAAGUCAAUCUAAAUACACUUACUUGCAGUCUUGGUUCCUACCUAGAGUCAUCUCUUUCCAGAGCGUGGUGCUAUGAGAAGUUAGAGGAGACUCCAGUUUUUCACAGCAGCAAUCAGACAGGCCCAGUCUCUUCCCAGGAAAAAUCUGGUGGGAAAGAGAUCCGGUCACUUUGUUAUGACUGGUGAAUCAUUCAAGUCAUCUGAUAGAAAGAACUCAGUGAGGGCUGAGCCACUCGGAGAUCUCUGUACUUCCCUAAUUAAAAGCAAAUGAAAGAAGGUACAUGUACAAAUACCUACGUGCACACACCAAUGUAGGCAUACGUACAUAUGCAUUUAUAUACAUAAGCUCUGUUCUAACUUCUUAAGUUUCAUUGAUACCAACCGAAACUUCUUUUAACAAAAUAAUUAAAUUUUAGCUCAUACCUCAAUAGAAAAAAAAAAAAAA
Urocitellus parryii (Arctic ground squirrel) is the source of this 6317-nucleotide messenger RNA. RefSeq names its product junctional cadherin 5 associated (gene Jcad). The record is from RefSeq and is a predicted model, not a curated record. NCBI's taxonomy places the organism in Eukaryota, Metazoa, Chordata, Mammalia, Rodentia, Sciuridae. Gene Ontology annotation, cellular component: ruffle membrane; adherens junction. Gene Ontology annotation, biological process: positive regulation of blood vessel endothelial cell proliferation involved in sprouting angiogenesis.